AUGGUCAAACAAAUCGGGGCUAGAGAGGCAAGCCGCGAGUCCCUUCCUCCUCUGCGCGUAAGCCAAUUCCACACGACAUCCAGUGCCGUAGAAAGGCUUAGCUAUCGGGGAGGAUUGCACGAUUGGUCCAAUUUCUGUUGGGAUGUGAGAAACACGACCGAUAUCCAGAACUGGAGCAACGCGGCCAUCAAAUACUCCUUGGCCUCACGCAAUCUCGAAGAAAACGAAGUGUUUGUUGGAGAUGAGAGUGGAGUGCAAGGACGUUUUCAACAAGCCAUUGGCCAAAUACUCGGAAUGGUCUUCCGCGCACAGACACUCGAUAUACGGUUUGCCGAUUUCAAGUGUCUAGUGCCUUGGGUGGAUGACCACAGUAUCCAACACUCCCGGGAUGCAGGCCAACCCUUUGACCUUGGAUCUCACCUUCGAAUGUUGUUGGCCCAGCCUGUGCAAUAUAUGAAGGAUUUGAAAUGCAAGUACGGUUUCCUCUCCACUUAUGAGGAAACAAUAUUCCUUCGACAACGCCAUGACAGUGCGAGAUGGGUCAUCGAUUGCUCGCCAGUGAUCUUUGCGUCCGAUGCCUAUACCGAAUGGAACCCAGUCAACACGUCAUCAACUGUGUCCCUAAGGGAAUGUUUCUUCCAUAUCGCUACUCUGGCAUUACCAGAGGGAGAGAUCAACAACCAACAGCCGCGCUCAGAAUGGGUCGACAGUUUGCAACAGGAGGAUGAUGGCAAUUGA
Penicillium crustosum is the source of this 738-nucleotide messenger RNA. RefSeq lists its product as uncharacterized. The record is from RefSeq and is a predicted model, not a curated record. NCBI's taxonomy places the organism in Eukaryota, Fungi, Ascomycota, Eurotiomycetes, Eurotiales, Aspergillaceae. The transcript is spliced from 2 exons. The coding region runs from base 1 to 738 and encodes 245 amino acids.